Molecule: messenger RNA, 5562 nt
Organism: Larimichthys crocea (large yellow croaker)
Lineage: Eukaryota; Metazoa; Chordata; Actinopteri; Sciaenidae
Gene: tmem86a
Product: transmembrane protein 86A
Exons: 3
Coding region: 213-926 (237 amino acids)
Cellular component (GO): membrane
Molecular function (GO): hydrolase activity
Source: RefSeq, a predicted model, not a curated record
GACCACUCUCUUCUCCUAUUGGUUGAAAGAGGAAAUCACGCCCACACCGCGGCUGUCCUCUCCGCCUCCUACUGGACGUCGGACCGCCCACCGGAGCGAGGACAAAAACAAUCGGCAUCCCUCACACAGAGCAACAUAAACAGGGGGGGACCUAAACCGAGUUUUUAUAUUAUACAGCGUUAUCAAGAGACUCGGACACCAGCGAGGGAGACAUGGUUUCCCCGGUAACAGUUGUCAAGAGCGAAGGCCCCAAGUUGGUGCCAUUCUUCAAAGCGACGUGUGUAUACUUUGUCCUGUGGCUUCCCACGUCAAGCCCAUCCUGGUUCAGCGCUCUGAUCAAAUGUCUGCCCAUCUUCUGUCUGUGGGUGUUUUUACUGGCACACGGCUUCAGCUUCCUAGGUGCUCACUCCAGUGCCCGCAAGAUCUUAGCUGGCCUCAUCUUUUCUGCUCUCGGUGAUGCGUUUCUCAUCUGGCAGGAGCAGGGCUACUUCGUCCACGGCCUUCUGAUGUUUGCCAUCACCCACAUCCUCUACUCCUCUGCCUUUGGGAUGAAGCCCCUUAACGUGUCUGCUGGUCUGAUAAUCACUGUUGUGUCCUCUCUGAGCUACAUGAUGCUGUACCCCUACCUGUCCGGCCCAUUCACUUACCUGGUGGCCGUCUACAUCGCUCUGAUCGGCUUCAUGGGCUGGAGGGCCGUGGCAGGCCUGCAGCUUGCCAACGACCUCUGGACCUGGACCAAGCUGUCCGCCUGCUUGGGUGCCGUGCUCUUCAUGGUCUCUGACCUCACCAUCGCCGUAAACAAGUUCUGCUUCCCUGUGCCCCAUUCACGUGCCAUCAUCAUGGCCACCUACUACGCGGCCCAGAUGCUGAUAGCGCUAUCGGCCGUCGAGUGCCAGGACGCGGAGGUGGCUAGGAAGAGAAUAUGAGGUACGGUGAUGUCUGCAGCAAAGGUGCCAGCCACCCCUGUGAUUAUGGACACAUCUCACUGCCAGAUCCCCAAACCUCAACCCUCAUCUCAGUGUGGCGCUCCCACACCGUUGUUACCAUAACGACGGGUCCACUACAGUGGACCACCCUACUACCCCACUAAUAUGGUAGUCUCAUGCCUGUCUUCUUACCAUGAAGAUAUGGUAGUAUUAUCGUCAUCCUUUCCCGACAACAGCCCUACCUGCCUCCUCUGAUCCUAGAAUGGCUGUCUCUUAACCUAGUUACCAUGGAGACAAGUCUAGUAAUAUUAACCUGCUAUAUAUAGAGAGAGAGUAUUACUUUACUUUUAACUGUUUUAAUUUAGGGGAGAAUGUCACUGGGGACCUUCAAGGAGUGUGUGUGGGAGAGCGAUUGUGUGUGUGUGAAUUUAUGUGUGUGUUUGAUUAACACUCUUACCUCGCUUUCCACACAGUCACCACACUGACUCCUACCCAAUAAUACAACGGUCCAAUAAUACAACUUAACAUCUUAUUUUUUUGUUGAUUAUUUUUUGUUUAAAAGGGAGUGUUUUGUUGUUGUUUUUACUGAUUUGCCCAUUUUCACUCUCCAUUGCUCUGUGUUCUCCUGAAUUAAGGGUGCUAUUCUUAAAGUCAGGAGCAUAUCCACACCUGUUUUAAGUCCCAUCCAUUUCAUUUCAUAACCACCACACUGCCUUUGUUCACUCUGCUAUUUAACAUCCUCAACAAAUCCCCCACCCUGUCUCUUCAGAUGAAUGAAUUAUGUUGUCCUUGAAUAACUAGAUGUACAGAGAAAGAACGACAGAGACAGACACCAAAAAUAAGGCAUGGCAAGGUGGAAAGGCACAGAGGGUUGGAGUUGCGUGACUGCAACAACCGCAGUGUAUUGUAGUUUUAGUGAUUGAACCCUAUGGGAGAGUGUUCGGAAAGAGGAGGUUGUUUGUGGAAGCUCGAUCCUUCCUGCUGAGAUUUUAUUGGCACUCUCCUGCUGUCACAAAGAGAACGCAGUAAACAUUGUAGUCACAGCAGACAACUGCACACAUUAUAACAUGCUGUACGGUGCGGCUGCCUCUCUUUUAGUGUUAAGUCUUUGCAGGUGUUUUUACAGUGUUUUUGCCUGCCAGUUUUUCAGAAAUGCAAGUUUCAACCGUUGAAAUGCUCACACACCUGACACCUACAAUCCCUGCUGGUUUAGUUAUUAGGAAAAGCCCACGGGGUUCUUAUUGCUGGACGUGAUAAACCAACCCAUGCUGUCACUGGCUUGGGACCAUGUUUUGAAGACUGUAAAGAAAGGGAUAUGUUACUGGCUGGGAUCUUUUAAUGAAUUUUGCGUGUGCUCUGUAUCAGGGCGCAGAAGGCAUGUACUCACUCACUCACACACACACACAUAUUCACAGUCAUGCACAUGAAUAUAGCCAUUGCCCUGGGGAAAAAAAAUAGGAGGGGGAUGAGGAAACUGGCCUUGUCAUGUGAGGGAACAGUAAUCCCAUUAUUCCCAAUAAUUCCCUCUCACCGCACACUUCAUCAUCUUUUAUCCUGCAAAAUCCACCACAGCUAAUCUGAGACAGGUUAUCUGAUAUUUUGUCUUUCAUCCAUCACACAGUUCACCCCUCCCACCUUUCAUUUUCUGAAAAUGUUCUAUGUUCGGAUAAGGUGUCUUACUGAACAUGGAAGAAGUGUACUGUAACCCUUUCUUCAGACGUCUGCUUUGAGUGUGUGCGUGCAUCUGUGACUGUGCGUGAAUUGUGAGAUAUUGAGUGAACAGCUAAGACAUGAGUGAACAUUUGUCUGUGUGUACUUGUGACAACUCAGAACCAACUCAAGGCCAGAAAUGCUGUGAACCAUCAUAGUGGGGUAGACACACAACUAGGUAUCUUUACUGUAUUCUCACAAGGCUCUUAAACUGUCUUCAUACCCUUCACCUCUUGAGAUCUGUAACCUCUUUAUGUGUCAGCAUCCCCUGAAUGUGUUAUCAUAUUUAAGGAUGACAUUAUGGUUGUAUUUGAUUUGGUAGAGCAUGUUGAAACUGGGUUAUACAGUAUGUAUUCUUUUGAUUUAAUUUGACUUUUAAUAGUAAGCGUUUCCAUUGGUGGAGAUGCCUACUCUUACUUAGUGUAUGCCAUUGGCUCUAUGAUUAAUGCCACUAAACUCAAUUAUUACAAAUGUGCACUAGCAAUUUAAAGUAUUAAUCUCUAACAAAACAUAGCAAAGGGACAGGUUUUGUUGUCUAAUGGUACAGUCCACGUGCACCUCAAUAUGAUAUAUUGUGCUGUAUAUAAAACAGAACAGGCAUGGAAAAGAAACAGACCCAUGUUAUGGGUUUCUUUUGCUGGGUCAGUGACCCAUGGAGCUGUGGGCAACACACCCACAUACGCACAAAAAAAACACACACAUCAAAAAUGUGUUUAUGCAUCACACUGACCACCGUGACAGAUCUGCAGGCAGACCGUGGUGUUGACACUGAUCAAGGUUUCUUAAACAGCAAAACACAGUCUUAUGUUUGACCAGGAAUGACACUCAGCCCAAGUGUCUAUUUCUGCUUUGCCAGAUAGUUCCUCAGUCUUCUUUUGGCCCGUCAGCAUGCUUGUCAGUUAUUUCUGCUUUGUCAGAAGUCUGUGUGACAGCUCAUCUUUUGUUUCGUGUUUUAAUUCGUCCUCCCAGCGUUGUGCAAAUUCCCACUUUGCCGUACUCUUCUCAUCUUGUCAUCUCGUACACCUCGCCGGCAGAACGCGUUCCCUCAACAAUUAAUAGAAGCCUUUGUGCUGAAAGGCGUCCAUGGAGGCUUGCUCGCAGACAUGCAGGGGUUAGGGUUUAGUGGAGCACAAGGAGAGACGCUGGGUAACACGACUGACUCUAGGAUGCAGUCUGAAGUAAAACCACGAGGGAAUGACGAGAUGGAGUCAAGCCGUCUUACUCAUCUUUACUAUGUGGGCAAUCUGUGUAAGCACUUUCUUUGUCUUCUGUCACGCAAAGCCUCCUGACUUUUCCUAAUGGCUACAUGCCAGAAGAAAGGCUUUAUUUUGAAAUAUUUCUGAGAUUAUUCUUGUUCGCCAACCCACACUUUGGAAAAUCUCCAUGACUUUGGUAGCAUGUAAAUAAGCAAAGAAAUAAGCUCACAUACUACAUUGAGUCAGUAAGAUGCCAGUUAUUAUCCUGUUAAUUUAAUUUUAAAUAUUUCUCCUCCAUUGUUUCUAUAUUUAUUUAACUUGGGCACAGAUAACCAAAGCUGAAAACACAAUAGAAAACUGAACUCAUUUCAUUGAGUGGACCUUGUUAAUAUUAGACCCCUCUUGUGUGUACAACCUAUUGUUUUGCAGAAGAUAGAGGUCCCCCUCGUUGGUGCUGGAGUGUAUUUGGCCUUCCACAUAGGAAGGAGGUUAUUGUUGAGCAAUACUGUAGCUGGAAUUAGGAGAGGAGGUGAAAUAUGACACACGGGGGGAAGACUCCCUUUACAUCCGGCCAGUUAGCUGCCCCCAUCCCCUCUCCUACAGAUGGCAGGCCAGCAUGCGCAUCAUUUUACCUCAGCCUGUCAACAGCCCUGUUGUUCUGAGCUUUGUGCGUGCAGACAAAAGGGACCUGAGAGAGCUGUGGGAGGCCAGUAUGGUUCAGCCUGUGGUGUGAGAAAUAAGCUGCAACGAGUAGCUGUCGUAGUAAAGAGGACCCGUGGUUUCACUUAGUCCUCUGAGUUCUUUUUUUUUCUUUUUUGCUGUUGUUUCUUGUGAUCUUUUAUUUGAAACCUUUGCUGUUAAAGUGAUGUGCCCUUUAUCACGCAGCGACAUUCAAAACAUAGAGCUGUAAACUUUGUUUAUCUGUACUUGCAUGUAGUAGGUUGAGCUAAAUCCUCUGUGUCACCUCUUGUCUACAGUUAUAAAAAAGUGCAAGCUACAGGUGUUUUUAUGAAUAUGACUGACAGUCAUCCAACAUCAGUAUGAGCCUAUGAGAAGGAUGUAAAAAAUAAUGUUGAAUCUUCUCUUUGUAAUGUUAAUCUCCUGUAUGCUGCACUUUUCUGUACCCAGAGCAAGGCCAGUCAAUCUCUCUUUCAAACUAGCAGCUAUAGUGUUUAACACAGGAUUGUUCUGUACUGUAUUCUUUAAAGUAUAUGCUCCCUUUUUCUCUACUCUCUGAAGUUCUUUUCAAGGGAGAAAAAGAAGUUACAGGUUUGAUGUUGAUGGUUUAAGCACAAGAAAGUGACACAUUGACGUGUGAGAGAAUCAGCAUUUUUCUUUAAAUGGAAUGAAUUGCUCUUGAAGUAUUACAAACCUUUAUGUAUGAAUCUUUUUUUUAAGUGCUGUCCUUUUAUUUGCAGAAAAGCAGCCCCAAAUGUUUUUUUUUUUUGCCUGACAAUGUGGAAAAAGCUGGGUUUGUUUUCCACAUAUACCUUUUUUUCAUUCUUACUGAAGGCCCAUUACAAUGCAUCAUUUGAUUUAAUUUGAUGAACAAAUGUUUUUUUCCCUCUUAUUUUUAUUCUAUUAUAUCUUUUACCUUGUUGUCCUUAAUUUUCACUCAUUGAUUCAUUUAUUUUAUGACUGUAGAGAUAAAAUAGUUUCUUUGCUGUAGUGAAACUGCUAUGAAUGUGAAUAUCUAUUGGAGAAAUAAAUGCAAUUGCAAUGCAACUUCA